Messenger RNA from Paramecium primaurelia, 716 nucleotides. The record is from the annotation of a GenBank genome assembly. Lineage: Eukaryota; Ciliophora; Oligohymenophorea; Peniculida; Parameciidae.
AUGGAAUUAUUAAAUAAUGAGGAACGAGAAUUGUUGGCCAAAUACAAUAGAUAUUUGACAAAUGACAAAAUAUAAGAACCACUGAAAUACUCAGACAUCUUUAUAGGGAAACAUGAUUUAAAGGAAAUUCCUUAACAGACCAAAGAAAAAUAAAUUCAAAAUUCAAAAUUACAUAUUAAAAGUUCCUCUGCCAAUAAGCGUGAUUAAUUUAAAAGUAUUAUUAAUGAAUUGAACAAUGUAUAUGAUAUCUUUCAUUCUUAGGUUCAAAAUAGAAAAUUAGAUAAUAUUUUUAAGAGCAAUUCUGUUUGUGAAGAUACUUAGAGAGAGAAACAAAUUAGUUAAUCUGAAUAAUAGAUUAUCAAUUAAAACCCAUAAUAAAAUACCAAUAAGAAUUCAGAUAAACCAAAAAAAUAAACAAAAUUAUAAAAAUCAUUGCCUAAAAAUUAAAUAUAAAAGAAAUAAGAUAAGAAACAAAAAUAAGAUACUCAAGUAUCAAGUUAAUAAUCUACUAUUGAAAUUUAAUAAUAAUUUAAUGAGUAUGAUAAUUAUACUUAAAUUUUAGGAAAUUAUUAUAAUAACUAAAUAAAUUGAGCUAGUUGAAGAAGAUAGAUAAUAAAUUUUUUAUCAAUUUAAUUUCUAAACAUGUUAAUGAAUGCCCUUCAUUUGGCAAAAGAAUAAAAGAAGAAAUAAAGGAAAUAUUAAAUUAAUUAUUAUGA